AGGGUCGGGGCGAGCGGAGUCUUCGCUUCCUGCACCGGGGCGCUAGGGCUUGGGUGGGGGGGGUGGUGAGGUCAGCGGUGUCGCAGUGUGGACUUCUCCGCGUUCUUCCACCGCCCCCCCCCCGCCGCCCUCCCCGCCGAGGCCGUAGAGCUAAUCGGUGGCGGGCGGCAGCGCACUUGGAGGCGCGGCAAGUGGCACACAGGCCUCGGCGCAGGCCGGCUGCACCAUGGUCCGGCUCACUACUGUCCUGUGCAGAGCCUACCGCGGAGGCCAUUUAACCAUCCGCCUUGCCCUAAGUGGCUGUACCAACCGGCCCUUCUACCGCAUUGUGGCUGCUCACAACAAGUGUCCCAGGGAUGGCCGUUUCGUGGAGCAGCUGGGCUCCUAUGAUCCACUGCCCAACAGCCACGGAGAGAAAAUCGUUGCUCUCAACCUAGACCGGAUCCGGCAUUGGAUCGGCUGUGGGGCCCACCUCUCUAAGCCUGUGGAGAAGCUUCUGGGUCUUUCUGGCUUUUUCCCUCUGCAUCCCAUGAUGAUCACAAAUGCUGAGAGGCUGCGAAGGAAACGGGCACGCGAAGCCCUCUUAGCAUCUCAGAAAACAGAUACAGAGGCUACAGAAACAAAAAUGAGCUGACUUCAGUGACCAGAGCAUUGGGGAAAAGGUCAACACUUAAAACACUUGUGCAGAGCUCUUAGUUUUAUUAGAUUUGGAGGUCAAUAAAUGGAGUUUCUUGAGUCACCCAUGCUCUUCUGUCCUGAGCU
Molecule: messenger RNA, 762 nt
Organism: Odobenus rosmarus divergens (Pacific walrus)
Lineage: Eukaryota; Metazoa; Chordata; Mammalia; Carnivora; Odobenidae
Gene: MRPS16
Product: mitochondrial ribosomal protein S16
Exons: 3
Coding region: 227-634 (135 amino acids)
Biological process (GO): mitochondrial translation
Cellular component (GO): mitochondrial small ribosomal subunit; ribosome
Molecular function (GO): structural constituent of ribosome
Source: RefSeq, a predicted model, not a curated record